Messenger RNA from Ooceraea biroi (clonal raider ant), 2311 nucleotides. RefSeq lists its product as uncharacterized. Gene Ontology annotation, cellular component: plasma membrane. Lineage: Eukaryota; Metazoa; Arthropoda; Insecta; Hymenoptera; Formicidae. Gene Ontology annotation, biological process: sensory perception of smell; detection of chemical stimulus involved in sensory perception of smell. Gene Ontology annotation, molecular function: olfactory receptor activity; odorant binding. The record is from RefSeq and is a predicted model, not a curated record.
CAUAUGACACAAUAAAGUCAUAUUUUAUUGCAGAUGACGAAACAAGCGAUAUCUUACUUCACCGUUAUAUAUUCUACGCAGCAAUGAUAUGGAUAUAAUCAGUCGUAAAAGAUACGUUUUCUUUUAUUUUGAAAUAAUUAAAUCGUGCGUGAUUCAAGCAAGAUUUGCAUAAAUUACAUAAUGUAUAUUAAUGUUAUUAUUAUCCGAUUAUUGCCGUAUCUAAAUAAUCAAUCUGCAUAUCCACAAAUAUUUAGUUUCCGGUAAGAAAGAUAUCUUUAAUUUUUGUACUGAAGCAGAUUUUUGUACAACAGCAUGCGAUACAACACAUAUACACACAUAUUUAAGAAUUGUCAGCAAUAAAACAUGUGAUUGCUCAAAUAAUAUUCAACUAUCCAAAUUGUCUAAAAAACACCAUCAAUCAAUUUAACAUUUGUAAAGAUAAUGCUGAAAUUCCUAUAUCACCAAAAUAUAUUAUGAUGAGAUUACGAAAUAACAUCGUAAUAUAAAGUAUUAUGAAAUAAAAUCAGUUACAUAACUGAUAAAUGCGUACAACAUGAUGAAAAAUACGCGUUACAAAUGCGGAAGUAUUAAAUGACGAUUCAUGUAUUUUGUACUUUACCAACAAUGUUGUAACUGAUACUUAAAACCGAUGUGUUUCUCUCUCAUAGAACAAGUGUAUCGUAUGACUGCGCGCACUGAAAUGAAGUACUAUACAAUAUGCGUUACUGAAAGAGAGCGACUACGCUUGCGCUGACUUCGAUUAAGGACGUAUGUUUCUUGUGUGUCAUACGUGUGCUUUCCGUGGAAACUCAACAUCCGUUAAAUUUCUUUUAGUAUCAAAUCGAUAGCUUAUCCACCGUUCUUUCAUCUGACAGAAAUUUCAAUUUGCAAAUGUCUUCAUAAAUAUUUUAUACCAUUUUCUAUUACAUUAAGUCGAGCAAUGAUACAAUUUUAAGAGCACGAUAAAAUUGUAAAAAAAAUAUUAUGAAACUCUUUUGCUAGAUAAAAAACGGAGAUGCAUGUAGUUUUAUUAAAUAUCGCAGUCAAACGUGUUCUGAUACUCGGAAGGAAAUGAUUUAUAUCCAAACACAUUUUAAUCUGAAUCGAAUUCUCAUGCUCGCGGUUGGCCUAUGGCCUUAUCAACGAUCGAAAUUUAUAGAAUUUCAAAUGAUUUUGUUUUUCGGUAUUUUAACGAGCUUUGUUAUAUUCCAGCUGACAACACUUCUAACAACUGAAUGCACUCCUGACUUUAUUAUUAAAGUUCUUUCUUCCUCAUUAUACUUUAGUACAUUGGUGAUUAUAUAUAGCGCGUUUUGGAUUAACAUCCAAUCUGUGAAGCGUUUAUUAGAGCGACUUCAAAAUAUUUAUACCGAUAUAACAGACGACGGCGAAAUCGCUAUUAUACAAAGAUACGGGAACAACGCAAAACGUUUUACAUUUAUCAUUAUAUUGUUUGCUAUAUGCGGUGUAUUUACUAUUUCUUUCUUAUCCAUUUGGCCGUGCAUUCUUGGCGUUAUUCUGCCCUUAAAAGCGUCUCGAUCACGUAGUGCGAUGCAAGUGGUGACAGAAUACUUCAUUGAUCAGGAAAAGUACUUCUAUUUAAUAUUGUUACAUAUGAAUGUAACUAUUUACAUAGGAGCGACCGCAGUGAUAGCAACAGGAACUAUGCUGAUGGGAUAUCUCAAACAUAUCUGCGGAAUGUUCAGCAUUGCAAGAUAUCGCAUCGAGCAAGCAAUGAAAUUCGAUACUCUGCAAAAUACUGGUCUAGAAGACGAAAAUGUAAUUUAUAAGAAAUUAAUUUACGCCGUAGAUAUUCAUCGCAAAGCUAUAGAGUUCUCAGAAUUUUUAAUAUCGAGUUUUGAAGGAUCACUUUUCCUUCUCAUAGGUGUUGGUGUGAGUUGUGUGACCCUCAGUCUUUACGGAGUUAUAUCUCACAAAAGUGAUGUCGCGGAACUUUUAUUUCACUUUACAGGCACAACUUGUACUCUAGUAUGUAUAUUUGUAGUCAAUUAUGCCGCACAAAAUGUCACGGAUCAUAACAAUGACGUAUUCACGACAGUAUAUAACGUCAAAUGGUACAUGGCACCGUUAAAUAUACAAAAGAUGAUGCUGUUCUUGCUACAAAGGGGCACUAAAGUUUUUAAUCUGAAUAUUGGUGGAGUGUUUGUAGCAUCGUUAGAAAGCGCUGCAACGCUAACAAGUCUCUCGAUAUCUUAUUUUACCGUCCUUUAUUCAACGCGGAAGUGAUGGCAAAAAGUAUCUUCUAGAUAACAGUUUAGUUGAGCUUAGAAAAUAAUAAAAAUAUGCAAAA